Molecule: messenger RNA, 534 nt
Organism: Arabidopsis arenosa
Lineage: Eukaryota; Viridiplantae; Streptophyta; Magnoliopsida; Brassicales; Brassicaceae
Source: the annotation of a GenBank genome assembly
AGUCUUAAUCACCCUUAAUGAAUACACUAUCAAAUCCAGUUUUCUAUUUUUUGGUGAGGGUAACCGCUCAUGGGAGUUUCUGUCAAGAGAUUGAAUGAACGAGUUGAUGAAGACAUGCCUCUUCAUUAAAUUCAUUAACAAACUUUUUACAUCAAUCGCGGAGCAUUGCGCUGAUGCGGAAGUGAUUUACAAGUUUUUGGAGGUCAAUGAGAUUGAUAAGACGACGGUGGUGAGUGGUGACGAUCUCUUCGUUCACCAGUCCAUUAGAUCUGAAAAAUUUCGUAGCCUUGCCGUUGAUGAAGCUGUUGAGUUCAAGGUUGAGGUUGACAACGCCAGUCGUCUGAAGACUGUUGAAGUUUCUGGACCCGAGGGUGCUCCUGUUCAGUGAAAUAACGGCGGUUCAUCUGGUGGACGUGGUGGUUUUGGCUGUGGAGGUGAGGACGUGAUGAUGGAAAUUAUUAAGGAGGAUAUGGUGGUGAUGGUACUUGCUUUAGGUGUAGUGAACCAAGUCAUAUGGCGAGAGAUUAUUCUCAA